Molecule: messenger RNA, 1177 nt
Organism: Podarcis raffonei (Aeolian wall lizard)
Lineage: Eukaryota; Metazoa; Chordata; Lepidosauria; Squamata; Lacertidae
Gene: FGFBP1
Product: fibroblast growth factor binding protein 1
Exons: 2
Coding region: 296-991 (231 amino acids)
Biological process (GO): cell-cell signaling
Molecular function (GO): growth factor binding
Source: RefSeq, a predicted model, not a curated record
CUUCUUUCAAACAUAUAUCUGCCACUGCACUGUAACCGGUGGUUUUUUGUGUGUGUGUUUUAACUGUUGCAAAUAAGACCUGGCAUAUUUCCAGAAGGUGUGUCUGGGCAGUAAACUUAUAAGGUUCUAAAAUGUGCUAUUGUGGAGUAAUACCCUUCCGAAGGCGUGUAGGUGUGUCUCUGACUGUAUAAAUAGGCAAGAAGCGUCAGUACUUUGAAGGAGACGGGGAUCACCUUGAGUUUUACACUUGGACAAGCGGAAAAGGCAGCAGGAGGUUUCAAGAGAACAGCAAACCAUGAAGAUCAGACAUUUCGCUGUUCUGUGCGCCCUUAUUGUGUUCUCCCAGGUGCUACAAGCUGACUGUGAAAUACAGAAAGAGAGGAGAAGAGGGAGAACCAACAAUGGAAAAGGUGAGAGGCCACAGCCUGGCUCUGAUGACCAGAAUGGAAGAGGUCAGAAAACCCGAGGACAGAAGGGUUCACUUAAAGGCAAGUUCGUCACCAAAGAGAAGUCUGAGUGUACCUGGGCGCUGAAUGAAGCAGAGAUUGCUACCUUGAAAAUUGAUUGCAAAAGAUCAGAGAGCACCUUCUCCUGUGAAUUUUCAGGCAACCCUUCCAGCUGUCCCCAGUAUGCAGAAAACAAGAAGGUGUUCUGGAAGCAAAUUACUCGGUCUCUAAAGAGGCAGAAGAACAUCUGUGAAGACCCAAAGAGUAUCUUAAAAUCUAAAAUCUGUAGGAAAGGGCCAUCAACUGCUCACCUUAGAAUGGUGACGCCAACUAGUUCCAGAGAAGACAAGCCAGUUCACCAUGGACAGGAGACCGCUCUGGAACCUGGUACAUCUGGAACCCAGCCAGACGAAGCAUCCAGCAAUUGUGUUGAAGAUGUCGAUUAUAUUGAUCAGAAAAAGGUGGCUGAAGAACACUGCUCAGAGUUAUGGAGGUCUCUUUGCCUUUUCGUCAUUUCAAUGAUACAAGAUAAAAAGUGCAAAUAGGAAUACAACAAGGUUGGCAACACUCCUUGAGUUACUACAGGCGCACAUGUAAAUCACAUUGUAGAAGGACGAACCAUUCAGAAUAUAGCCCUCUAAUACAUUUGCCCAGGAACCAGUUUUCCUGGAGACACUCAAAGGUGAUUCCUUUUUCAUCUCCAAAAGGGGCUGCUGCCAAACUCCAUGGCC